Cyprinus carpio (common carp) is the source of this 1553-nucleotide messenger RNA. Its product is annotated as UAP56-interacting factor-like. NCBI's taxonomy places the organism in Eukaryota, Metazoa, Chordata, Actinopteri, Cypriniformes, Cyprinidae. Gene Ontology annotation, biological process: mRNA export from nucleus. Gene Ontology annotation, molecular function: mRNA binding. The record is from RefSeq and is a predicted model, not a curated record.
CAUGCGCAGAAACGUUGAGCGCUCAUUGAAAGCUGGCUAGUUUGCUAGUGUUGUCUUGCUCGCCUGGGUAGCGUUGUUGGAUUGUGUAGGCAGUGUGUUGUUUGCGUCUUCAUUUCUAUCAUAGCGCGAGCUGCAGAAUGAGUAAAUCUAGUUAUAAAUCGGUCGGCGGUGGCAGUACGGAGGAACUCGAUAAGGUUGACAUGUCUUUAGAUGAUAUUAUCCGGUUGAAUAAGAAGCAGAAACAAUUCCAGGCCCAGACGACAAAGCGCAGACUCCCGGUGAAAGGUCGCUUCACUCAAGGGAAGAAAACUGGGCCAAGAGCUGCAGUGCCAUUUAAAAGAGGAGGUGUUGUGAACAAACGCUUCACUCGAAACCGCAAGCUUCCUCCCACAGUGGCCAGGCGUCGUGGGCAGGGGGUCAUCACUGGUUUAGCUGCGAGAAAAAAUGCCGUCCUGUUUAAAGGGAUCAGUCCGCUCAACCGACCCGUCCAGAACAGACCUGCUCCGAACAGACAGAUGCCCAACAGUGCAGCUGUUAACCAGAGAUCUCAGCCGUUUGUCCAGCGGCGACAGAUGCAGAUCCAGAGGAGACCAAACAGACAGAUGGACUCUCAGAAACCUCAGGGCUCAGUUUCUUACAGACCGGUUCGGCUUCACAGAAGAUGGAAUGCUCCAACUGCUCAGCAAACACAGAGAGAAGCACGACAGGCCACCUUCCUCUUCAGAAGAGGAAUCAAAGUUCAUGCACAAGUUCAGAAGACAAAGUCUGCUCAACCCACACAGAGAACGCGCUCGUGGCGCACUCCUACAAACAACAGUGGCAUCCUCACUGUGUCAAUAGACAACCCCACAGCUAGAACACAGCCCGAGCCGGCUCAGUCCUGGUCCCUGCACCCCGUGACUCCAGCACGCCCCUCACCUCCUCAAGAGGAGCCGGAGAGGAAACCUCCUAAAGGUGUCGCCCUGCAGUUUGAUAUCAACAGUGUUGGGAAACAGACUGGAAUGACCCUCAGCGAGCGGUUCCGCCUCCUGAAGGACCAGCGUGUGGCGGCAGCACAGCAGAGCAGCAAAGGAGGCCGCUUCGUCACUGUGGCCUAGAGCUGAACUCUGAGACUCUGUUCCUGUGAUCAACAACAAUCCUCCUACAGGACAGAACAGGCACACAGCUGAACGAACGCUGUUCAUGACUCAAAAGUGAUUAGCCCUAAUGCAGGAGACUUCAUCAGAAAGUGGAUAUGCCGGUUCUCCGGAGGAGGAGACUUUGGGGAAGUGACAGAUUUUUUUUUGUUUUUGUUUAUUUUCUAAAAAGCUGCCAUUCAGUCCUCACAAAGCAAAUAUUAACUGUUGUCCUUGAGUUUCAGUUACGUUGUCGUCUCCUGAACUGCCCUUGGUGUGUGAUGGCAUAAAGAAGUUGCAGCUCUAUGACUUUAAACAUUUCUGGAUAGACUUUUUUUUUUUUUUCAUAAAGCAGAUGUAUGAAACAGAACUUUUUGUAGAGCAAAAAAGACUGUUUAAAGAUGUUUUAUAUUAUUUCAAUUAAAAAACAUUGUGAAA